Molecule: messenger RNA, 1604 nt
Organism: Puntigrus tetrazona (Sumatra barb)
Lineage: Eukaryota; Metazoa; Chordata; Actinopteri; Cypriniformes; Cyprinidae
Gene: bambia
Product: BMP and activin membrane-bound inhibitor (Xenopus laevis) homolog a
Exons: 3
Coding region: 346-1131 (261 amino acids)
Biological process (GO): transforming growth factor beta receptor signaling pathway; positive regulation of canonical Wnt signaling pathway; negative regulation of transforming growth factor beta receptor signaling pathway
Molecular function (GO): frizzled binding
Source: RefSeq, a predicted model, not a curated record
GCUCCGUGGUCGAGGAUAGUUGUCCGAAUCUCAUUUCUUUUGGAUUUUUCUUUGCAUUAUUUCACAAAUCCGUUUUGUGUGUGUUUCUUAUAUAUUUAUAUAUAUAUUUGGAUUGGUUACGCACGAGGAAUGUUUUUUUUCUCUCCUGAGUUCGGAUCUCAGCGGUUCGGCACUGGUCUCUGAUGGAACGAGACACAGCCUUUCUGUUCCCGUUUGUUUUUGGAUACACCGCAGCCCACGGAUCCCCGGGAACGCAGCAAUCAAUGUAGGACAUAUGUAACGAGUCCUCAAACCAUUCGGAGGGUCUUGCCACAGGGUAUCAAGACAAGGAAAAAGCAGCUGUAAAUGGAUCGCCAUUCCAGCCUUGUUUCUCUCUGGUUUCAGCUGGAACUUUGCGCGAUGGCUGUUCUUCUCACGAAAGGAGAGAUCCGGUGCUACUGUGACGCGCCGCACUGCGUUGCCACUGGAUACAUGUGUAAAUCUGAGCUCAACGCUUGCUUCACCAAGGUCCUGGACCCACUGAACACAAACUCACCUCUAACACACGGCUGUGUAGAUUCGCUAUUAAACUCGGCAGACGUGUGCUCCAGCAAAAACGUGGAUGUUUCCAGCGGAAGCGCCUCUCCUGUAGAGUGCUGCCACGAUGAUAUGUGUAACUACAGAGGUUUACAUGACCUCACGCACCCUCGAGGUGACUCGACAGACCGAUUCUACAGCUCCAAUCAGAACCUGAUCACGAGGGUGCAAGAGUUGGCAUCCGCUAAAGAGGUGUGGUUCCGGGCGGCGGUGAUAGCGGUUCCCAUCGCGGGCGGGCUUAUCCUGGUUCUGCUGAUUAUGCUCGCCUUGCGAAUGCUUCGUAGCGAAAACAAGCGUCUUCAGGCCCAGCGCCAGCAGAUGCUGUCUCGCCUGCAUUACAGUUUCCAUGGACACCACCACGCCAAGAAAGGCCACGUGGCCAAGUUGGACUUGGAGUGCAUGGUGCCGGUAACGGGACAUGAGAACUGCUGUCUGGGCUGCGAUAAGCUGCGGCAGACGGAGUUGUGCACGGGAGGAGGAAGCGGAGGCGAACGUCUCCUAUCUCUCGUGCACUGGGGGAUGUACACGGGACAUGGCAAGCUGGAGUUCGUAUGACUACUCGGAGCUUCCUUGUUAGGGCACAAAAGGGUAACUGUGUAGUUUGCUGUCGUAAUUUUAUUAUCGUCCUGCUCGGCGUGUUAUUUUAUUGUCUCCAUGGAGAGCGAAGAAAUUUCAAGGACGCAAAUUUUUGUGUUUUCUCAAAAGAGCACUUUACUUGAAUUAGAAUGGCCGGUCACUGUGGGGCUGUGGUGAAUAUGAAACGGGCGGAGCUAUGGACUGCAAGCCCCGCCCCUUCCCCGCCGAGCCGUGUCCUGUGGAUCCUGGAAUGACACUGAAGACUGAAGGAUUCGCAAAGAACGGUCUUAUUUUGCACAUUUGUAUAAAACGGACUAGAUGACUGUGGGAUGGUUGGAAAGCUGCAUUCGAAAGCAGCUUUUUUGAAGAAUUUUACACUGACACCAGGGUACAAAUAAGAUUUGUUGUAGUCAAAUUGUAUGAAUAAAGGCACCAAUCUUGACUGUAACAAA